Messenger RNA from Aspergillus pseudonomiae, 942 nucleotides. RefSeq lists its product as uncharacterized. The coding region runs from base 112 to 663 and encodes 183 amino acids. The transcript has a single exon. The record is from RefSeq and is a predicted model, not a curated record. Lineage: Eukaryota; Fungi; Ascomycota; Eurotiomycetes; Eurotiales; Aspergillaceae.
UGCCUCGUAUCACCGAACGCAGUGCGGCUGUUUGAACCAGAGUAGAUUGUAUACAGAGGACUAGAGCUUUCCCCCAAGGACGAGUACUAAAUCCAUCAAAUUCAAGUUCAAAUGGCUUCCGGCAUCAACUCCACGAGUGUGCCCUCUGGCAUGCUGCCAUCAGCGAUCGAGGAACUGAUUCCGGGCCUUGGUUUCUUUUCUCAUUUGGUUUCUCUCUUUUUCGAUAUUGAUAUCUCAUCCCACCUACGUAUCUCUGCGGCAGUCCUGGCCGUUUUGCCCUUCGCUCUCCCAGCAUGUUGGAACCGGAUUAUUUUUCUCUUCCUAUAUUUUGCAACGCCAACUGAGAUAUGGAGCCAUAACAAAUUGUAUCCGAGCGCCAUGCGCUGGAUAUCCCUCCAACCAGCUUUGAAUCGGACCCGUCAGCUGGUAGCAGGUACAAGGACAAGUCUGUCCACGCCAUGGGAUGGCGACGAUGGCAAGGCCGAUGAUGAGAAAGACAUUCCCACGGAUACCCGAUUAUUUAGUCAGAGCUCAAGGGAAUUUUGGCUCAAAAGAAAAUGUCAUCAUCGUCUCGGUACACUCCGGUAUACACCUUCGCAGGAUAAAAUCCAUUUUUUUCACGUACAAAGGCUCUUGGGUUGCAUUGUAUCAUCAGCUGUAUAAGGAAGCAGUGAGCCCCUGGUUUGCGAAUAUGGAGAGACUUCAUUUUUAUGCAGUGCCGUGGAAAAGACACGUUCUCGAUGAUCUCAUGGAUGAGAUUUAUAAGACCCCUGUUAACGGAGAUCCCAAACAAGUCGCUGUGUACGAGGGGUUCAAGGUGGGGUCCAGUUUCCAAUGGAUGUAAGUGGCAUCUAAAGAGCCCCGAUUCUUAUCGACUGUAGCCUUGGAUCAAGAUAAGAAGAGGCGUGUUGUUGAAGAUCUCCGGGAAUUUCUAGACCCCAG